AUGCAGAAGCCGCAGGGUCUGGGCCAGGUAGUCUGCAGAGCGGACCGCAGAGCGAGUGUCUCCUCGAGGCUGUUUGAGCAGACGCAGUGCAUCAUGGGGCCUUACCACCUCUUUCCGAACUCUACUCAGACUCCUUCAAGACAAAUAGACGUUGGAGGUGCAGAGGAAGCUGGGGUGGUCCUGGUGGUCCUGUCAAGCCUCAAGGACCUAGACAAAUGA
Molecule: messenger RNA, 219 nt
Organism: Knipowitschia caucasica
Lineage: Eukaryota; Metazoa; Chordata; Actinopteri; Gobiiformes; Gobiidae
Source: the annotation of a GenBank genome assembly